AUGCCCGGCGGGCCACAAAAGUACAACCCAACGAAGCCGCUUAAAAAGGAAAGCGGACCAGGGAGGAGGAAAGAAGGGAAAAGCCAACGUGGGGGGCAAGGGCAGUUGGCGAUUAAGUGAGCAGGUGGCGCUAUCGUGGUGGGGGGAUGUAUCCUGGGAAGAUCACACGCCUGCAUCCAUGCACACUACACACAAAUCAAAAGAGCCCCGAAGAGAACGAGAGCAAGGGCGAGAGGAAGGAAUUUUUUUUGCUAAAACUCUGGCUUUCCACUUUAGGCGGACGAACAGCCUGGACAUCCCAAGUGACCUUAGCGACUCCGUCUGUAACGAUCCUACUAUGCAGAGCUCGGUUUUACUACGAUGGCCCUUACGCCCGAAAUGCGAGGGAAGAUGCCGCCGAGUUCGCAUUGAAGAAAUUGAUAGCCCUCUUCUCACAGCCGUCUGUUUGCAAUUGCAAUCCGUAUUGCUGGAAUUAA
Molecule: messenger RNA, 476 nt
Organism: Tuber aestivum (summer truffle)
Lineage: Eukaryota; Fungi; Ascomycota; Pezizomycetes; Pezizales; Tuberaceae
Source: the annotation of a GenBank genome assembly